AUGAACAAUUUACUGAUCUCCAUUGCGCUUUGUGGCGAUCCUUAUGUCGGUAAAACGUGUUUCUUCCAACGCUUUUCAGCGGGUGAAUUUAAUGCAAAUACUAAAACUUCGAUUGGAUGUGAUGUGAUGUGUAAAAAAUUGACAUUAGAUGGUAAAACUUAUAACGUCCAACUUUGGGACACAGCUGGACAAGAAGUCUUCCGAAGCACCACAACGACGUACUUCCGUAACCGACACUGCAUAUUAUUCACAUACGACAUCACAAAGAGAGAAACUCUUGAACAUGUUGAAGACUGGAUGAAAGAGUUCUGUCAAGUCCAACCGGACACGACCAAGACGUUAACAGUCUUGAUUGGGUGUAAAAGUGACUUAGAAGAACAAAGGCAGAUCACUUCAGAGGAAGGCGAGUCCUUUGCAAAUACACAUCAAAUUCCCUUCUUCGAGUGUUCUGCAAAGAACAACACAAACAUCACUGAGAUCGUCGAAUUUGUAGUGCGAGAGCUUAGACUGCGAAACAUGUUAGUAGACAUCAACCCACUCGCUGAUGAAAAAAAGGAUGAGAGCAAUGUAGUAGUACUUGAGAAGGCAACUGAAGCCACUCAAGCCUCUGAGACAACUAGCACUUGUUGCUGA
This is a messenger RNA of Entamoeba invadens IP1, 633 nucleotides long. Its product is annotated as rab6, putative. The transcript is spliced from 3 exons. The record is from RefSeq and is a predicted model, not a curated record. Bases 1 to 633 code for a protein of 210 amino acids. Gene Ontology annotation, molecular function: GTPase activity; GTP binding. NCBI's taxonomy places the organism in Eukaryota, Evosea, Mastigamoebida, Endamoebidae.